UUUCAAUGAUCAGUAUCCACGACCACCACCGCUCCGAGAUCAUGGUCCUCUUGUUACCCGCUCUGCUGCUGUUCAUCGCCGCCGCCGCCACCACCACCACCAGCCCGCGGCUCAAACACACAUUGCCGGAUCACAACACAAAACGGGUUCACUUUCAGCAAGUUGAACAAUUUGCCACCACACUCCUCGAAGGAAGGACCCUGUACGUCGGUGGAAACGGAGUUCUCUAUCGGAUUAACUUCGAUAACUCGUCCACCCCGAAUAAGAUCCACCUGCCCAAUGUUCCUGAGAAAUGUCGAGGGCAAAACUCGGUUUCCUGUGGGAAUUAUAUCAUGGUCCUGCAGAGGUACGAUGCAAAUAAACUCCUAGUGUGUGCAACUGGCUCGCCCCACUCACUAUGCUGGCUGUCUCAUAACGGUGAAAUGAAGGAAUUUAUCAAUGGGCAGAAACGUGUUUUGGGAAAAUAUGUUCUACCCAGUCCUCCACGACAAGGCUUUGCUUCUUUAGUUGUUGAGCAGAGGAUCUAUUCCGCGGCCCCUUUUGAUAAUGACAAGAUGGUAUUCGAUGGCUACAGGAGGAGUGACGACAUCAAGCGGCUAAGGGCUGAUAUCAGGUGGAUGAACGAUCCCAAGUUUGUGGGAAUGUCUCCGGUGGGCAACCUGAUUUACAUGUUCUUCCGAGAAAGGAAUUCACAGAACGAUCCUGAUGUUGAUCCAUGGAUUUCUCGCAUCGCCCGAGUGUGCAAGGAUGACCAUGGUGGGUCUCCAAGGCGACUGCAGAUGAAGUGGUCGACCUUCCUCAAAGCCCGCCUGCUCUGUAACGAGUCGAACAAUGUCCACUUCAACAGGAUUGAAGACACCUUCAUUUACAAGUCGCCCGUUGACAAUGAAACAAGGGUCUACGGCGUAUUUAGCAGUAAUUGGAAUGGAACAGCCGUGUGUGUUUACUCCAUGGAUGAGAUUAGAGAUGUCUUUAAAACUUCUGCCUUUAAGGAUUCCAAUGGGCCUGUUCCCAGUAACCCAAGACCAGGCACGUGUGUCAAAAACACAAAGGAAUUGCCGGACGAAGUGCUCGCUCUUGUAGAGGAUCACCCUGAAAUGGAGACUUGGAUUAGUCCCAUCGGAGGCCGGCCACUCAUGACCAGUUAUGACCCGCACAUCAAGAAGAUAGUCGUGGAUUCCGUUGUCGGCCCGGGUGGAGAGAACCGCCUGCUGAUCCUAGCCAUGGGAGACGGUACAAUCCACAAGGUUCUUGAGACUGGUACUUCCACCUUCACCAUAGCGCAGCUUACUGUGUUGAAGCAACCUGCUCCCAUCUUGUCCAUAUCCCUCGACUCUGACAGGAAACUUCUGUACGUGACUUCGACCAUGGAGCUGGCUCGGUUCCCACUGGUUGCGUGUGAGGAAUAUGUCGGGUCGUGUGCAACUUGUCUUCAAGCCAGGGACCCUUACUGUGGAUGGGAUAAAGACCAAAAUAAGUGUAUCCCCGUCACGCCUAAUUCGAAGAAAGUCGAUCAGAAUCUCACGAGUGGCGAAGGCUGUGUCACCAUCAAAGGUAAGGUUGCUUUGAAAAAUGUUCAUAUAAUGCAUGGUUUUACUCCACUGCUCACAGGUUCAGUUAAAACAUAG
This is a messenger RNA of Amblyraja radiata (thorny skate), 1628 nucleotides long. Its product is annotated as semaphorin-7A-like. The transcript has 13 exons. The record is from RefSeq and is a predicted model, not a curated record. Gene Ontology annotation, molecular function: integrin binding; semaphorin receptor binding; chemorepellent activity. The coding region runs from base 6 to 1628 and encodes 540 amino acids. Gene Ontology annotation, biological process: neural crest cell migration; integrin-mediated signaling pathway; regulation of inflammatory response. Lineage: Eukaryota; Metazoa; Chordata; Chondrichthyes; Rajiformes; Rajidae. Gene Ontology annotation, cellular component: external side of plasma membrane; plasma membrane.